This is a messenger RNA of Biomphalaria glabrata, 4190 nucleotides long. RefSeq names its product zinc finger protein 345-like. Gene Ontology annotation, molecular function: RNA polymerase II cis-regulatory region sequence-specific DNA binding; DNA-binding transcription factor activity, RNA polymerase II-specific. NCBI's taxonomy places the organism in Eukaryota, Metazoa, Mollusca, Gastropoda, Planorbidae. The transcript is spliced from 4 exons. Bases 482 to 2284 code for a protein of 600 amino acids. The record is from RefSeq and is a predicted model, not a curated record. Gene Ontology annotation, biological process: regulation of DNA-templated transcription.
UUUAAAAAAGACGUCUUUUUUUAUCUUUUUGCUAACUAGAGAGAAAAAUGAAACACAUGCAAUUUCAAUAGGCUAAAAUCACUAGGACUCCAAUGAGCAAGGGACAAUGUUUAUACCGCACUGCAAUGCAUUAAUUUUUGUUGUUAUAUAUGUCAUUUGACAUACCUACAAGAUUAUUUAGUAAAGUGCGAAGUUCAAUCGCAUUAGCCAGCUGGCAGCAAUUUUCAUGUUUGGAUUUUUAUAGCACUGUAACGGUCUGACCUGACCUAUGGAUAAACUGAUGGCAUCUCUGAAAUCCUCGUCCUUUUUUUCUACAAAUAUAGAUCUAAUCUAAUGUAUCACUAGGCUUAGUUAAAAUUAAAUAUGAGGUCAAAGAGGUGUAGAGUGGAUAUCGCCAAGCAUACUUUUCCUCGAUCAGAUUUCUCUCCAGACAAAUCUAGAACUAUUUUUAAAAUUGUGUGUACUAAGCCAAUAAACUGUGAUGGCUGAUAUGGAACAUGACUUCACUCUUGAUUUGAACUAUGAAAUAAAACAAGAGAAAGCUGAAAUAGAUGAAACAGUUUUAAUAAAACAUCCAUGUGAAAAACAAGUGUCACAGAUAAAAAUUGAGAAGACUGAAUGGGAUGAAGCAGCUUUAAGAACACAGUCUUCUGAAAAUCAUGUUCAAUUUUCCCUAGAAAACCUAAAGCAGGAGUUAGAAAUAGCUAAUAAUAAACCAAUGCCCCCAAGUCUACUGGCUUCAUCAGAAAACAGCAUUCUGCAUCCUGUGCCUGUCAUUGGACUAAGUUUAAAAUCACAAGUAUCUGUGAGUGCUAUUCAAGAAAUUAAACAAAUUAAGGAAAACACUUCACAACCUAAGAAUAAUCAAAAUUGUUUUUUUAGAUCUUCACAGUUAAAAGAUAACAUGGAGGCUGAUACUUCUAAAAAGCGAUUCAGGUGUCUUCUUUGUCAAAAAGAAUGUUCUUUUUAUUCAGGUAUAAAAGAACAUAUGCUGCUUCACACUGUUGAAAAACUAUUUAAAUGUGAUAUGUGUCAAAAACAAUUUCCCAUAUUUUCACUUAUUCAAAGUCAUAUUUUUGUUCAUAUUGAUAUAAAAUCCUUUAAAUGUCAAAUGUGUCUUAAAAGAUUUUCUACAUCUUCGUAUUUAAAAAUACAUCAGUUAGUUCAUACAGGAGAAAAGCCAUUCAAAUGUCAAAUAUGUCACAAAGAAUUUUCUACAUUUUCAUAUUUAAAAAUACAUCAAUUAAUUCAUACAGGAGAAAAGCCAUUCAGAUGUCCAAUAUGUCACAAAGAAUUUUCUAGAUCUUCAAAUUUAAAAACACACCAAUUAGUUCAUACAAAGGAAAAACCAUUCAAAUGCCAUAUUUGUCUAAAAAACUAUACUUCAUCUGCAAAUUUAAAAAUACAUCAGCUGUCUCAUACUGGAGAAAAGCCAUUUAAAUGUCAAAUAUGUCUUAAAGAUUUUACAUGUUUAUCAAAUUUAAAAGUACACCUAUUAGUUCAUACAGGAGAAAAGCCAUUCAGGUGUCAAGUGUGUCUCAAAGAAUUUUCUACGUCUUCAUAUUUAAAAACACAUCAAUUAGUUCAUACAGGAGAAAAACCAUUCAAAUGUCAAAUAUGUCUCAAAGAAUUUUCUAGGUCAUCAAAUUUAAAAGCACACCAAAUAGUUCAUAUUAAGGAAAAACCAUUCAAAUGUCAAAUAUGUCAAAAAAGUUUUAAAAGCUCUUUAAAUUUAAAAAGCCAUCACCUAGUUCAUACAGGAGAAAAUCCAUUUAAAUGUCACAUAUGUCUCAAAGAUUUUACAUGCUUAUCAAAUUUAAAAAUACACCAAUUAGUUCAUACAGGAGAAAAACCAUUCAGGUGUCAUGUAUGUCUUAAAGAAUUUUCUAGGUCUUCAAAUUUAAAAACACACCAAUUAGUUCAUACAGAGGAAAAGCCAUUCAAAUGUCAUCUUUGUUUAAAAGAAUUUAUUACCUCUGCAAAUUUAAAAAUACAUCAGCUAAUUCAUACAGGAGAAAAACCAUUCAAAUGUCAAAUAUGUCUGAAAGAAUUUUCUGCAUUUUCAUAUUUAAAAAUACAUCAAUUAGUUCAUACAGGAGAAAAACCAUUCAAAUGUCAAAUAUGUCUCAAAGAAUUUUCUAGGUCUUCAAACCUCAAGACACACCAGUUAGUUCAUACAGAUGAGAAACCAUUUAAGUGUCAAUUAUGUCAAAAAGAUUUUGAGACCUCUUUAAAGCUAAAAAAACAUAAGUUAGUUCAUACAGAAAAUAUUUUAAAAAUGUAAACCAGUAAGAAUGUAAUAGCUCUUCAAAGUCAAAAUGUCAAGUUAGUUCAUAAAGGAGACAAACCAUUCCAAUGUUAAAUAUUUCUUAGAGAUUUUUUGUGCUUGACUUCGGAAACUGAGGUCCUAGGUUCAAAUCUUGGUGAAGACUGGGAUUUUUAAUUUAGGCAUCUUGGGCGCCUCUGAGUCCACCCACCUCUAAUGGGUACCUGACAUUAGUUGGGAAAAAGUAAAGGCGGUUGGUCAUUGUCUUGGCCACAUGAUACCCUCAUCAAUUAUGGGCCACAGAAAUCUGCUCUAUAGAUCGCUAGGUCUGAAAUGGGAACUUUACUUUUUUAAGUUGAAAAACACACAUACAUACUAACUCAUACAGGUGAAAAGCUACUCAACUGUUAACUAUGUCAAAAAUAUUUGAAUUAUGCUUGAAAUUAAAAAUACAUUUAUUCAUAAUAUAAAGCAGAAAGUAAGGCUUAUAAAUGUAUGUAUGUCCUGAAUAGAAAUAAAAACCGUUUGACCAAUCUUGAUAAAACUUGGGCAUAAAUAUUCCUUAUUUACUAACUAAAAAAAGUAACAUAUGUAAAGUAGCCCUAAAACAAACUUAAGACCCUCAAACAAAAAGUUAAUUACUAUUUCAUGGAUCUAUGUUAUAUAGCCAUAUUUACAUGAGACAACAUCGAAAGGUCAUGCAUGUGCAGAACAGAAAAUCUCUCGAAGCAAAGUUCUAGAUCUAAUUCUAAGAUGAUAUAUCUGGUCUUCACAAAGAUAGUUUUUUUUUACUUUAACACACAAACAUACAAAAAAUAGUCCAUUCAUUUCAUUAAUAAAAUUAAUCUUCAAAUUAGUGUAAAAAGUAUUUUUACAUAAAUUCGUUCCCUAAUGCUGCGACGUAUCUGCCUUGACGUACAUUUAUUAGCCAUUCAUGAUAUUCCGCACUUCUUACAUUAGACACUACCGAAAGGUCAGGCUUGCACAGGAUAUAAAAUUAUUACAUUGAUGCAUUCGCUUUAUUUGUAACAUUAUUAUUUUAACUGUUUCUAAUACAAUAUCAGGGACACCCAAAUUGAGACCUGCGGGUAAUAAAGAGCUAGUUAAUUCAUAAAGAAGAAAAACCGUUUAAUUAUCAGUUAUGUAAAAUGUCCAAUAUGUCUGAAUAAAAUAUACAUGCUUUGCAAAUUUGAAAAUACAUCAUUUAGGUCAUGUAGGUGGAAAGCUACCAGUAUCUUAAUGUCAAUUGUCUCAAAUAAUUACAUUCUUUUCAUAUAAAAAAAAAUUAUUUAUUAUUUCAGACCAUGGGCAUAGCCAGUGGCGUUUGGGAUUUAAACUCCCCCUUCCCUUGGAAGAGGGGAUUUAGUGCUAUUAGUUUGUUGUUGUUUUUUUAACAGUUGCAAAAAUACAGUCACCAAAUUCCAUUAGUACAGCUAAGGGAGGUUAUAAGGUUUAAACCCUUUCAAUAAAAAGAAACACUAACCUGGCAAGGUAACCUCAAUACUGAAAUGGGUACCACCAACACUGAAACCCUAUAGAAAAAUAAACAAGACCCAUCCUAAAUAGGGCCAAAGAGUCCAACCAAAAAAAAUAGGUUUGUUACGAGCAGAUAGAUAAAGGCUCUUAAUCAUUGUUAGGCCUACAAGCAGACUCUUAAUCAUAGGCCUACGUCAAAACAGCCCUAUCAGUUGUAGAUGAGAACUUAAAUCUUGAUUCAACGAAUAUGUCAAUAAUAACCUUGCUUACAACUCAUCCAGUUUCUAAUCUCUUUCUUCUUUCAACAUGCAUUCCCACCAUUCCACAUUUACACUUCGCUGUGUACAAAGUCCAAGGCAAUAACGUUACGGCACAAUAAAGUGCGUUGUCAUAGAAAGUUACGACGACGUAGCACCUAGAAGAAAGCGGCGAGUUAGAUGUUGAACAU